AUGACAUCUUGGCGAGAAACAAACCGACACAUACGCAUCUUACGCAACGCCGAAGCCGGCAAAUACGGCGUCAUUGCGGCCAUCGCAUACAAUAUCGAGCAAAUCCUAGGUCUUGUGCGAGCCGCCGAGGUCGCAAAAUCCCCACUGAUUAUUCAGUUCUUCCCUUGGGUGAUCGAAGCAACUGGCGGACUCUUGGUUCGAACAGCAGCAGAUGCGGCUGCCCAUGCCAGCGUGCCCAUAAGCAUUCAUUUAGACCACGCGCAAUCCGAAAAGAUCAUCAAACACGCGGCGGACAAUCUUCCUUUUGAUAGUAUCAUGGUCGACAUGUCGCAUUAUGAGAUGGAGGCCAACCUGCAGAAGACUCGGGAGCUGGUCGAAUAUUGCAAUCAGCGACAGAUAGCAACUGAGGCUGAGCCGGGUCGUAUCGAGGGUGGGGAAGACGGGGUGAUGGAUACCGCUGGGCUGGAAGCUUGCAUGACGACAGCCGAAGAAGUGGAUGAGUUCGUGGAUACGGGCGUUGAUGCGCUGGCACCGGCCUUUGGAAAUGUUCAUGGGGAAUACGGUCCUCAAGGUCCACAGUUGGAUUACAAAAGAUUCGAAGAUAUUCGCACGCAAGUCAGAGAAAGAGUCAAUUUAGCACUUCACGGGACGAAUGGAUUCUCGCCUGAGACUAUGAAGCGUUGUGUUGAGGCUGGGGUUUCCAAAAUUAACGUGAACAAAUUGGUGUUAGAUGACUAUUAUGAACAUCUCCGCGCGAAUGUUGGGAAGAUGCCACAUACCCAGCUAAUCGAGGAGGGUAUUCAGAAGGUGGCUGAUUUGACCAUCAAAUGGAUGGAAAUUUGCGGAUCCGCUGGCAAGGCAUGA
Molecule: messenger RNA, 864 nt
Organism: Penicillium soppii
Lineage: Eukaryota; Fungi; Ascomycota; Eurotiomycetes; Eurotiales; Aspergillaceae
Product: class II fructose-bisphosphate aldolase
Exons: 2
Coding region: 1-864 (287 amino acids)
Biological process (GO): carbohydrate metabolic process
Molecular function (GO): aldehyde-lyase activity; zinc ion binding
Source: RefSeq, a predicted model, not a curated record